CCGCCCCCGCCGCAUCAAAAGCCCGAAAAUGUCCUGAAGCGCGCCCACGAGCUGAUCGGGGUCAACCAGGCCCCGACGGCCUUGACCCUGCUCCAUGAGCACAUCACCAACAAGCGCUCCCGAAGCGCUGCCAUCGCCUCUCUCGAGCCGGUUAUGCUCCUGUUGGUUGAGCUCUCCGUCGAACAGAAGAAGGGAAAGCUGGCCAAGGAUGCCCUGUACCAGUACAAGAAUCUCUCUCAGAACACCAACAUUUCGACUAUUGAGCUGGUCCUGAAAAAGUUUAUCGAACUCGCGGUGGAGAAGGUUACUGCUGCGCAGCAGAAGGCGGACGAAGUUCAAUCUACCAUUGAGGCUACGGCUGCUACCUCCAACAUUGACGACCUGGAAGCCAGCGAGACCCCCGAGUCCAUCCUCCUCGCCACCGUCUCUGGCGAGCAAUCUCGUGAUCGAACCGACCGUGCCAUCGUCACCCCUUGGCUCAAGUUCCUUUGGGAGGCUUACCGAACCGUCCUUGACAUUCUCCGCAACAAUGCUCGCCUCGAGGUGUUGUACCAGAGCACUGCCAUGCAGGCUUUCGACUUCUGCCUCAAGUACACCCGAAAGACCGAGUUCCGAAGACUCUGCGAGCUUCUCCGAAACCACGUCCAGACGGCGGCCAAGUACUCGUCUCAGAUGCACGCCAUCAACCUGAGUGACCCCGACACCCUCCAGCGCCACCUGGAGACUCGUUUCCAGCAGCUCAAUGUUGCCGUCGAGCUGGAACUCUGGCAGGAGGCUUUCCGAAGUGUCGAGGAUAUCCACACUCUGCUCAACCUCAGCAAGCGACCCCCCAAGAACAUCAUGAUGGCCAACUAUUACGAGAAGCUCACUCGAAUUUUCCUCGUUGGCGAGAACUACCUCUUCCACGCUGCUGCCUGGUCCAGAUACUACACCCUGCUGCGCCAGGUUUCGGCUUUGGUCGCCUCUGGCCAGGGAAAGAAGGCUGAUAACCCCCCAGCCUCUGAUGCUGAUCUCCAGAGGGCCGCCUCUUUUGUUCUCCUGUCUGCCCUCGCCAUCCCUGUCAUCAGCACCUCCCGAUCCCGAGGUGCCAUGGUCGACUUCGAUGAGGCCCGCAAGAACAAGAACACUCGCUUGACCACCCUUCUUGGCAUGAGCCAGGCCCCAUCUCGCUCUCGACUGUUCCGUGAUGCCAUGUCCAAGUCUAUUCUCCAGCGAUCUGCUCCUGAGAUUCGCGAUCUCUACAACAUCUUGGAGGUUGAUUUCCACCCUCUCUUCAUCUGCAAGAAGAUUUCGCCCAUCCUGACCAAGAUUGCUGCCGAUGCCGAGAUGGAGAAAUACAUUCUCCCUCUCCAACAGGUCAUUCUCACUCGUCUGUUCCAGCAGCUUUCUCAGGUCUACGAGACUGUCGACCUCAGCUUUGUCGAGAGCUUGGCUCAGUUCCCUGAGCCUUACCAGGUCACUCGCGGCACCAUCGAGAAGUUCAUCAUGAACGGAAACAAGAAGGGUGAUCUUGCCAUCCGAAUGGACCAUGCUACUGGCGUCCUCAGCUUCGACAACGAUGUCUUCUCAUCAGCCAAGGCUGGACACAGCGGAUCAUCUGCCGGCUCCGCUGAGGCUGAUGGCGGCAACGUUCAGCGUCUGCAGAGCACUCCUUCUGAGAUUGUGCGCUCUCAGCUGACUCGACUUGCCAAGUCACUUUUCGUUUCAUGCCACUACAUUGAUCCCAACUUUAACAAGGAUCGUUUAGCGGCUCAUGACGCUGCUCUCGCCCGCGCAAAGGCUGGUGCUGAGAAGGAGCAUAUUGAGACUCUUGCACGCAAGGAAAUCAUCCAGAAGCGCAAGGAUGAGGCAUCUGAGAUCCAAGCUAAGAAGGAGAAGGAGAAUGCCCGACAGAAGAAGCUGCGAGAGCAAGCUCUGCAGGAAGCUGAAGAUAAGCGACUUGCUGAGGAGCAGCGUGAGCGUGAGGCCCGACGCAUCAAGGCCGAGCAUGACCGCGUUCGUAAAGAGGAGAUUAAGAAGCAGAUUGCUGACCUCAAGAUGAGCGGCGAGGCUCUGAAUAUUGAUCUGGAUGAUAUCGACAACCUGGACAGCAACAGACUUCGUGCUAUGAAGCUGGCUCAGCUGGAGCGGGAGAAGAAUGAUGUCAGCGAGAAGCUACGCAUUACUGGCAAGCGACUUGACCAUUUGGAGCGAGCUUACCGAAAGGAAGAAGUUAAGAAGCUCACCGACGACUACAAUAAGCAGACCGAGCGUGAUCGCAAGAUUUAUGAAGCAGUCAAGGCCAAGACCCUCAAAGAGGCUGAAGAGAAGCACAAGGAGAGUGUCGAACUCAAGCACCGUCUUAGCCGUCUGGUACCUCUAUAUGAAAGCUUCAGAUCAUCGCUGCACGAGAGACGCCGCGAUGAGUUUGAGAAGCGCCGCAGGGAUGCUGAGCGCGAGCUCGAGAAGCAGAUUGCCAUCCGCAAGAAGGAAUACCGUGACCGCAAGCUGCGCGAGAAGAGAGAGCGAGAAGAGAGAGAGCGUGUCCUCCGAGAGCAAGAGGAACAAGCCGCUCGUGAGAAGGAGGAACAGCGUCUACGCGACGAGGCUAGGAAGGCUGAACUUGCUAAGCUCAAGGAACAGCGCGAGAAGGAACGCCAGGAGAUGUUGGAGAAGGCCGCACUUCAGCAGAGACGUGAGGAAGAAGCACUUGCCCGUCGUAAAGCAGAAAAGGAGCGACAGCCUCCUCCUGCUGCUGCCGCCGGUGGAGAGGGCCGACGACCCCUCUUUGGAUCUGGCGGCGGCGGCGGCGGCUGGCGAGAGAAGGAGCGUGAGAGAGAGUCCGCCAGAGAAUCCGCAGACGGCGGUGCUCCGGCACGGACAGAGUCUGGCGAUCGCCCAUCUGGCGGCCCGCCGAGACUGCAGUUGGCUGGCUCCGGCAGCAAGCCAAGCUGGAGAGACCGACAAGCAGCCAAGGAAGGCGGUGAAGCAGACGACAAUGCCCCCCCUCCGGCCAGAGGUCCUCCCCCUCGUGACUCUCGCGACUCUCGUGAUUUCCGUGACGCUCGCAGCUCUCCCCGCGACUCUCCUCGUGAUUCUCCUCGUGACUCUCCUCGCGAGGACUCAAGACGGGGCGAGAACGGCAAGACUGAGUCCGCUGCCGCUCCUACAGAGAGCCUGCCUACCCGAACCUCUGGCAAGUGGGUUCCUCCUCACCUGAGGAACAAGUCAUGA
This is a messenger RNA of Trichoderma atroviride IMI 206040, 3213 nucleotides long. RefSeq lists its product as uncharacterized. NCBI's taxonomy places the organism in Eukaryota, Fungi, Ascomycota, Sordariomycetes, Hypocreales, Hypocreaceae. The record is from RefSeq and is a predicted model, not a curated record. Gene Ontology annotation, biological process: formation of cytoplasmic translation initiation complex; translation reinitiation. Gene Ontology annotation, molecular function: mRNA binding; translation initiation factor activity. Gene Ontology annotation, cellular component: multi-eIF complex; eukaryotic translation initiation factor 3 complex, eIF3m; eukaryotic translation initiation factor 3 complex, eIF3e.